ACGAAAGCAGAAGAGACAGUAACGGGAAAGCAGAGCUCUGGCUGAACUGUAAAAGAGCCCUUCUGUCCAUGUUCUGGCCUGCAGCCAGAUGGCAGCUGCAAAGGUGUGUCAGGGAAAAGUGCAGUUAGGAAAAAGUAGUUAGGUCCACUUCAUAAACUCUACAGUGACCCAGACAAAGUCCAUGAAUUACAUUUUGUGGGAGAUUGGGUUGUAAAUUAGAAAAAACACAGCUGGUCUGGGUUUGUCUCAAGGACUUUAAGUUGAGCGUUGAAGAUAAAAGACGGACUUUGACAUAGAAGUCAUCAUAUAAAGUGGAGAAGCACCAAAAGGCUGUUCUAUCUAGCCGAGAGAGGAAAAUGGCCAUGUGGAAGACAGUUGGACCUCUGUUCCUACUACUGCAUGCUGUGUUCGGCCAGAGCACCAUCAGAUGGUGCACUGUCUCUGACCAAGAACAAAGGAAAUGUCAGGCUAUGUCCCAGGCUUUCUCUGAAGUCUCCAUCCGUCCCUCCCUCAGCUGCAUCAAGGGGCUUACAGUAGAGGGCUGCAUUAAGAAACUACAGGAUAAAGAAGCCGACGCCUUGUCCAUGUCUGCCCCUAACAUCUACGAGGCCAUGAAGACCACCACUUUCAAAAUGGCUGCAAGCGAAUCAAAGGCUGGUGAUACCAGCUCCUACUAUGCAGUUGCUGUUGUGAAGGCAGCUAACUCUGCCAUAAAGAUCAACAAUCUGGCGGGGAAGAAAAGCUGCCACACAGGGAAAGGGCGGACAGCUGGAUGGAAGAUGCCGUUGGGAUACCUCAUUGACCAGGGUUACAUGUCUGUGAUGAGUUGCAACAUCCCACAGGCUGUAGCAAAUUUCUUCAAAGCGAGCUGUAUCCCAGGCGCAAACCAGGCUGGUGAUCCUCCUUCUCUAUGUGAGCUUUGCAAGGGAGAUGGCAGCGGAAAUCACAAAUGUGAGAUGAGUGAGCAAGAGAUGUACUACAGCUACGAAGGAGCUUUCAGAUGUCUGGCGGAAGAUGCAGGAGAGGUGUCUUUCAUCAAACAUACUACUGUUGGAGAAAACACUGAUGGUAAAGGACCAGCAUGGGCCUGGCCCCUAAAGUCUUCAGAUUAUCAGUUGCUGUGCAGAGAUGGGACCAGAGCUCCUGUCUCUGAUUGGAGUCGGUGCCAUCUAGCUCGUAUCCCCUUUCGCGGCAUUGUGGUUGGCAAAGAUAUUACUCCCUCUGUGGUACUCAACAUGCUGAAUGAUGGUUUGGCAAAGUCAGGCUUCAACAUGUUCUCUUCUGCGGAUUAUGGUGGAGGAACUGUUCUUUUCUCUGAAUCAACCACCAAGUUUGAGGGGGUAGAGUCAGACGACCCAAUAAGGUGGAUGGGCACCAACUAUUACAACGUCAUGAAAGCCACGGAUUGCACACCUGCAGACAUUCCUUCUUCGAUUCGAUGGUGUGUUUUGUCGAGCGCUGAGCAGCAGAAAUGUGGUGAUAUGGGUAAAGCCUUUGCUGACAAAGGUCUGACCCCCAGCAUCCAAUGUAUUUACGGAGACUCUCUGACUGACUGCAUGGCCAAGAUCAAAAACAAUGACGCUGAUGCCAUAACCUUGGAUGGAGGGUACAUUUACACAGCAGGCAAAGACUAUGGUCUGGUUCCUGCUGCGGCCGAGAGCUACACAGAUGACCAUGAUGGUUCCACGUACUAUGCUGUUGCGGUGGUAAAAAAAAGCAGUUAUGACAUCCCUAAUAUUGACAGCUUGCGUGGCCGUCGCUCCUGUCACACUGGCUAUGGUCGCACUGCUGGCUGGAAUGUUCCUGUAUCUACCCUGAUGGAGAAAGGACUUAUUAGCCCCAAAAACUGUCGGAUACCCCAAGCUGUGAGCGAAUUCUUCCAAGAGAGUUGUGUUCCCGGUGCCAAUCAGGAUGGAUUCCCCAGUAACCUGUGUGGUCUGUGUGUGGGAGACAGCUCUGGACAGAAGAAAUGUGAAAAAGGAAUAGAUCUGUAUGAUGGAUAUGAUGGAGCAUUCAGGUGUCUCGCUAGUGGGGAUGGAGACGUGGCUUUUGUCAAACAUUCCACUGUUUUCCAAAACACAGAUGGGAAUUCAAAGGAAAAUUGGGCUGUAGAUCUUUUGUCCAAAGACUUCCAGCUGCUCUGUUCCAAUGGAGCUAAAGCUGAGGUCACAAAUUACAAGCUGUGUAACAUGGCCAGAGUUCCCUCUCAUGCUGUAAUGGUGCGACCAAACACCAACAUCCAUGCCAUCUAUGGGCUCCUGGAGCGUGCACAGACCUACUUCAGCAGUGACACAGGUACCGUUUUCAAGAUGUUUGAUUCUAAUGAGUACCAAGGCACAGACCUCAUUUUCAAAGACUCCACUGUUCGCAUUGUGGGAGUUGGUGACAAAAAGACCUACCAGGAAUGGCUGGGUAAUGGCUACCUGAACUCCCUGGUUGACAUGGAGUGCAACUCUUCAAGUGCAGUGGUUUCCUCAGCAUUGCUGCUGCUAUUGGCUUUACUCAGCCUCAUGCUGACCAACGUCUGGAUGUAAAGCAGUGACUACAGUCUUUCCCUAGGCUGUCGUGUUUGCAUUGCCUCUUGCUACCACAAAAUUAUCUAUUUCUCACAAAUAUCAAUCAACCAGUAACCACCUUUUCCCCCCACUUUCAAAUAUCAAAAACUGAUUUUGUAGCUAACUGAUUUCAAUUGCUGCCCUGUAUAAUCACUACCAUCUAGGGUAGUGUGUAUCCCCUCCUUUGUGAAAACACAAUACCAUUGUUGGCCUCAUAUAAUUUCUGUGUUGGUUUGCCAUCUAGAAAAAAACAAAGCUUGAGCAGAAUUUGGAUUUAAAUGGUGCAAUUGUUAAAUGGAAUAGAGCACAUUUUGUUUGGCAGAGAUUUGAGUCAGCAAGCGAAAAAUUACUACAUGUGAGAAUAAGCUGGAAGGUGUUUGGUGUUUCUUUGUUUACCGAGGGUGGGCUGCCAUAUCAGUGUGUAUGCUGCCACCUGUUACAUUUACAGAGCACUUUUUCCUCUUCCAAACUUGCUUUACAAAAGGCUUACUUAAAAGUUUACAUAAACCACUUAAAAAGGGUUGCCUCCAUGUUUACCUCAAGAAACAUUUACUUCAAUACUGCAACAAUUUUAAUGCAUUUUAAAAGUCCUUUAGUCAUCUGUUUCUCACUUCUUCUGACCAAAACAACUCGCUCUACAAACCCUUCCCUCAUCAGAUGUGCUGCACUUUUCCAUCACCUCAUGCUGAUCAGAUGUGUAUUUUCCUACAAUCAAAGAUAUAUUUUUUUAUGAAGUUCAGGUGCCAUAUCAGUGUAUAUGUACUGACUCAUGCUGUCAGACACUAUUACAUUUUCUUCCUUUUGAUAGAGAUUUAUUUCUUUGUGAAAUUAUAAAAUGCUCGACUAAUAUUUAGUUGCCAGGCCAGUGUGUCUGCAUAAGUAUUACCUCAUAAGCUGUUGAAUGUCUUUGCUUGUUCAAAUGAAAUAAACGUGUAAGCAAAAUUAA
This is a messenger RNA of Cyprinodon tularosa, 3501 nucleotides long. It is a transcript of the gene meltf, whose product is annotated as melanotransferrin. Gene Ontology annotation, biological process: iron ion transport. Bases 357 to 2534 code for a protein of 725 amino acids. The record is from RefSeq and is a predicted model, not a curated record. Gene Ontology annotation, cellular component: early endosome; recycling endosome; plasma membrane. Lineage: Eukaryota; Metazoa; Chordata; Actinopteri; Cyprinodontiformes; Cyprinodontidae. The transcript is spliced from 16 exons.